Molecule: messenger RNA, 197 nt
Organism: Racocetra fulgida
Lineage: Eukaryota; Fungi; Glomeromycota; Glomeromycetes; Diversisporales; Gigasporaceae
Source: the annotation of a GenBank genome assembly
CGGAUUCUGUUAAUUUUGAAGAUAAGAAAAGGGAAGCUGUUGAAAAUGUUGAAGAUAGAGCAAGAGCUUCCAUUAAUGGGUUGAAAAAGACUUCUGUUGUUACGGAAAGAGAGAUUAAAGAUGCAAAAAGAGAAGCUGUUGAAAAUGUUGAAGAUAAAGCAAGAAUUUCUAUUAACAGAGCGGGAAGGGGACAAUAA